AUGGAGAAAGAGGGUAGCGUCUUUCGAUGCUUCAAAACCCGAUCGGGUGCGAUCCUGCUAGAUUUCGACAAGUGGCGCCCUGCAAUUCGCGAACGCUUCUUACUACAUGCGUAUCAUUCAUCCCGGGCAAACAGCAAAAUCAACGACAUGGUUGAACACUACGAGGGACUGUUUCUCAGUCGGCAACAGGAGAUUGACACGUGGAAGGGCAAGUUUUCUGCUCUCGAGGAUGACCUCCGCUCUUCUUCCGGCUCUAAGCAUGAAUUGGAAGACCGAGUCGACAAUCUCACAUCCGAACUCGCAAAAGUGAAAAGUGAGCUACAAGACCAGUACGAACGGAAUUGCCAACUUCAGGAUGAGUUUUCCGGCGUUGAAGGUAGACUCUCCGAAUCCGAAUCAACCGCCUAUUCCUUGAAUAACCAACUCGUCGAACUUAACGCGAAGUACAAGGCGAUCGUCAAGCUGCGGGACUCCGAGUUGGCAAGGUCGGCAUCAAAGGCCAGGAAAGAGGUCAAGGGACACGGGAUGGAGUUGAUUCAAGGGGCCAUCCGUUUCAUGCAAACCGAGAAGGCACGAUCGGUGCUUGAAUCGGAUAUCAAGGAGAACGAGAGCAAUUUACUCUUGCUAGACCAAAUUCAUGAAGAGGGUUUCUCCGAAGAGCAAGAAAGGUCCGAGCUGACGGCUAGUUUAGCCGAAAAACGAAGUCGCUUCGCAGCCAUUCCCGCUUCCUCUUUCAACCCUCAGCAGUUGAGGAGUUCUUCACCAAGUCACCUCCCUUGGGAACUGUUCUUCCUAGGUCCAAGUGAGACGGAAGGUGCUGCCCCAUCUGAGGUUCCUGCCGUACAGGUGGUCAUCCCGGACGAUGAUUGUGCUGUUGGAAGCGAGCAGGGAACAUCCUCUGAACAAGUCCCGGCCAAGGAGCUGAAUGAACCCUCGUCAACCGAAGUCGAGCCCGAGAUGGAUGAUGACCCGUAG
Arabidopsis lyrata subsp. lyrata is the source of this 975-nucleotide messenger RNA. RefSeq lists its product as uncharacterized. Bases 1 to 975 code for a protein of 324 amino acids. The record is from RefSeq and is a predicted model, not a curated record. Lineage: Eukaryota; Viridiplantae; Streptophyta; Magnoliopsida; Brassicales; Brassicaceae. The transcript is spliced from 3 exons.